CCAGUUUCCUGUCGCGUGUUGGACCUGAUGCCGAAUCACAGGCAUUCCUAGUUUGGUGGCGCCAAGGGGAACAUGUCUGUGAUCCUUAAAUAUUUUUGCUCGAGGAAGACUCCCAAACUUGCACGUAAACUUUUCGCAUUUAUCUUUCAGUCAAGUUUCUCGGCCAUCACCUGCAAUAACUUGAUGACAAUUCUCACGGUGCUUUUAUUACGAAACUUUUUUGAGAUUUGGAAACGACGAAUGCCUCGAGCCAUGUUUUCCAUGUUUUCUGGUCGAGCACGUGCCGUGUGCUGCACGCAUUUUCCCUCCUUUUUUCUUUCUUCUGCACACAAACUGAUCGUCACCUGCUACAGUGAAAAGAAUUUCAACAAAACUUUUGUGAAGGAGUGACUCAAACUUGCCUGAAACUUGUGUAAUCAAUAACCUACGACGAUUGAAAUUGUUUGCCGAUUUGAACGCAGUUGAUUUAAGAAGAGGGUCCAGAACAUCGAAAUUAGGGCCAACAAGAGAAACUACCGGUGUCUUACCUCCAGUCCUUUUUGCCUAACAAGAUGACAUGCGUCGUGUAGGUGUUUAUGGCCGACUACUAACUAAAGACCCUCAUGGUAAUAGUACCUCCUGUGGGUUGUUUGGAUUCUGACUUGCACACCCGCACGGCCUUCUUUUUAGCAACGAGACUGUCGGCUGUCAUCAUUUAUCGCAGUUGAUCAUCUCAUAUUUGGGGACUACUCUUCUUCUAUCCGAUCGUCGUUUUCAGAGCCAAGAAUUGCUUUGUGAAAAUAAAAAAAAGGCCCGGACUGGCGAACGAAGGAAAAAAACAAAACAAAAGAAAGUUGAAAACGGGUUGAAAAAUCCAUCCAUCACGAGAGGAGAAUGUUGUUGUGAUAGUCGGUUUGUCGUUCUUCGGCACCAAAAGAGACUAGACAGACGAAGAGAAGAGUGACACACAAACACAUAAUCAAAGCUGGAUCCGUUGGCGGCGGGUGCUAGUAGCGCCGCUGCUGCUGCUGCCAUUGUCAGUGCCAGCGCCGGAUUAUUGAUAGUGCGCUCCAACAUGGCAGCGUUCGAAUGGGACUGCGAUUGCCGUUGGAGCGAAUGGGAUUUCGAUUCAACGGAAUGGACGACGGCGUCGGUGAGCGACGCUGGCAGCACCGGUCGGCCAGCGCCGCCUCCGCCGCCUUUCUUCGACCUGCCACCUCCACCUCUGCCGCCGUCACUUCAACCUCCGCCGGAGUUGUGUUCCACAGCAGCCGACCAUCCAUUGGGACUCGAAACUUGCCAAGCUUUUUUGGUAAGCGAUGCCGAACGUCAAGUUCCCGUCGACAGCUCGUCCUCUGCCGCCGCCAUUUUCAUCCCGGCCGUCGUGCUCACCAUCGCCUUUUUCAUUAUUGGCUUUGUCGCGUGGAGGUUCCGCAAACAAAAGUUGAACCAGAAAGCGCUUUUACGUUGCCAACAAAAGACGAUCAACGGAGCCGGAGGAGUUGCAGUUGGCGGAGGGAUGAUGGACGGCGUUCCGGCUUUACUUCAAGGCCUCAACGGUCGUCAAACAGGAGCCAAUAUCAACGAAGACGAGAACGGCGUCUUCUACGACGAACUCAUUUCUUAUCCGCCCCAAUUCCGAGCGCCUAACCAUCCGCCCGCUUACGAGAUGAAGGACGUGCUGCUCGAGCCGACUUCGCCAUGCCACUGCACCGCUCAUCCGCUGCUAGGCAACGGAAGCGGUAGGAACGUGAGGAACGGCUGUAGUGGCGGCGUUCCUCGUAGCACUUUGCACUGCCAGCAGCCGCACUACGUGACGUCGCCUUACCGCUGCGGCAGUCAUUCGCCACCGUCGUCUUCGACGCCCACUAUCGACGAACAGCACGACUGCAGCUGGAUUACCGAACCCGUUUACGAAGAGCUGCCUUCAGGUCCCGAAGACCUGGACGGGCGAUACCCGCAGGAUCAGCAGCGCUUGCGGCAUCGGAACGACUCGGUCAGCAUUAAUGAUUCAUUACGCAGCCAAAGAGGUGGCUCUGCAUACCAGAGGCCUUCGAAUUACAGCAACUGGAGUGGCGAGGAGCCUGGGGAAACGGAUUUCUUUUUGCCACCGUCCACCUGGUACCAUCAACAGACACAGCAAAGCACUCCCAUCUUGAAGGGUCACAUGACGACUCAAGGACCUGUGAGACAAGGACGAGGCGGAAUUCGAGCAGCUUGGAGAGAGGUGGAACCUGCUCCCCACUGUCGUGGUACUUUAAGUAGCGUCAGUCAACCCAAUUCCGGCCGGAGGAAACGCAAAGUCAAAUCAAUGAAAACUCCCGGUGGAGGUGGAGGUGGAGGUGGAGGAGUAGGUGGAGGGAUGGAAACGCUGGACAACCAAAAUCUCCAUUAUCACUGCAGCGGUCUCUAUCGCGGUAUAUGUCCGCCGGAAGAGCCUCCUUUCGCGGCCGUAGAAAACGACCCUGCGAUCGCCUCUUUGCUGGAUCAAGACAGUCCGGUUCCGCCGGAGCAACUCACUACCCCAACGAAAACUCAGCCGCGCUAUUAUUACUACUCGGAAAGCGACGAUUAUGGCGUAAUGAACCAGCCGACACGGACCUUGUCCAAUUCACGACGGGCAGCCCAAUUACAGCAGCAACGCCAUCUAUCACGCGUGCAGCGAACCCUUCAGGCGCGGUCGCCAACAUCGGUGUCCUCCGACAAGAAUGUCGGCCUCAAUUAGUUGACGUUGUUUACACUUUUUUUUUUUUACACACACAUCACACACACACACACAGAUACACAAAACACACCAACCGCCACCGCACAAAAGUCAUUCCAAAAAAGAAAACUGACCAACAACAGACAAUCGAUCCUAAAUUUUGCCCUCAAUCUUCUGCCGUUCUCCUACACCCUUCCAGUGGACGAGUGUGUAACAUUUUCUCUCUUAACAGCCAUUUAAUACUGGGACAACUCAAAAAUUAUAUAGAGGGAGUGUUCGUUAAAAAAAAAGAAAAACAAGUAUCAAACAAAUGAAUACCAAUCAUUUCGACCACUUUACACUUUACGUGGUAGAGCGGCCGGAAACAAGUGACGCGUUUUACUACUCCACUAUGUUUGGCUAAAGUCUCUUUCUUUCUGCCUCGCUCUCCCGGGUCGGCCAUAAUCAAAAAUAGUGCCCGACCAUCAGCUCGAAUUUCGCGGUUUAAAUUAUUUUUAUUUUCUUUUGGUUUUCUCUUCUGGAAGUGACCGAGUGAAAAAUAGUGAAGUAAAAACAACUACAACAACAA
This is a messenger RNA of Daphnia magna, 3251 nucleotides long. RefSeq lists its product as uncharacterized. The record is from RefSeq and is a predicted model, not a curated record. Bases 1055 to 2704 code for a protein of 549 amino acids. Lineage: Eukaryota; Metazoa; Arthropoda; Branchiopoda; Diplostraca; Daphniidae. The transcript has 9 exons.